GCAUUAGCCAGAUGUAGCAGAGAGAAUCACAGCGCCUUUACCAUGUUUAACGGCAGUCUAUUUAUCAUUUCGGGGACGACAAGACAAAAAGAAUACAUAAUCUGACGUGGACCAACGCAGAGGACCUGUUCCCAUCGAUUUAACAAGAUAAUUACACCAUUAAAAGAUGGAUGACGAGAUAUUGGAUCUGAGCAUGGAUGUUGUUCAACAACUGGUGUCUUGGAUCGCAUCUAUCGCCAUCAUAUUUGGAGGAGUUGUGCCAUACAUCCCUCAGUACAGGGAUAUUCGCAGGACUCAGAAUGCUGAAGGAUUCUCCACCUAUGUUUGCCUGGUACUGCUAGUUGCCAACAUCUUAAGAAUACUGUUUAGGUUUGGACAUUACUUUGAGACUCCAUUGCUCUGGCAGAGUAUAAUCAUGAUCAUCACCAUGUUAAUCAUGCUGAAUCUAUGCACCAACGUCCACAUGGCCACUGAACUCAACACCAAACGCCGCUCGUUCACAGCAACAGACAGUAAGGACGAGGAAAUCAAAGUUCCUAAAAGGCUCUUUGUGGAUUUUGACUGGAACUACUUCUGGUCUUGGAGUCGAUUUGUGGAUUAUCUGCAGUGUGUUUUGUCUUUCACGGUGCUGGCAGUCUACGUGACGUAUCUGAUGCUGGACUCGGUUCUGUUCGUAGAGUCCCUGGGCUUCCUGGCCGUAUUCACUGAAGCCAUGCUGGGAACUCCACAGCUCUACUGCAACUACCAGAACAAAUCUACAGAAGGCAUGAGUAUUAAGAUGGUGUUGAUGUGGACCAGUGGAGACACUUUCAAGACAGUUUACUUCCUGUUGACUCAGGCUCCCAUGCAGUUCUGGAUCUGUGGUCUACUCCAGGUGUGCGUGGACAUCGCCAUCCUCUUCCAAGUGUACUACUACAGCCGUUACCCGCAGAAACCCGUCUCGCACACCACACACACCACCAGCGCCAAGGCCCUCUAAAACACACACACACUCUCACACAUAUUAACAAACGGACACAGUGGACAUGGGUGUGCGAAUGAGAAACUACAUGCGUUCAUGUGUCAGUGGAUCAGUGGACAGCUUUUACCUGAAAUACUUUUGUAAAGAGCUGCCACUCUUUGGAUUGGCAUACAGUAUGAUGUAUGCUGUACACGGGUAUGUACAGUAUGUAUGCUGAUAUGACGGGGAUUGUGCUCACACACACACACACACACACACACACACACACACACACACACACAUAUAUAAUAAGAUAUAGAGUGGCCAUAUAAAGUAUUUAGACACUUCAGCCACGCUUAAAGGGAUAGUUCAACCUAAAAUGAUAAUAAAUAAUAAUGUUUAAAGUGUCCAAGCUCUGGUUUAUCAAAACAUUGGAAACCAAGCAAACCAUUUAAAAAAAUACGUUUACAUUUUAAAUGAUCAUACAAUAGAUUAAACUCUUUGAAAUAAAGACAAACUGUAUUGACACAAUACCAGAUACUUCAGAUGAUCUAGAAUCUCUUUGAUCCAUGCUUACAUGCUUUAUUAAAAUUUUUGGACCAGACAUAAUUCUCAUUAUUUCCACAUCCACACUAAUAUGAUUUCAGUUGAAAAUGUAUUGAUUUUGCUUUACCUUUGCAUACUUUGGAUCAUGAUGUUAGAAAACUCAUUGGUGUGGGCGUGGCCAUAGUUUUGAUGACUAUUAUUCUGAUCUAAAAUAUUGAAUAAUAAGAAAGUGGUAGGCGUGUUGAAGCUUGGUUUGAAAUUUUGUCAUGUAAUGCAGUGACAUUAAGUGUGCCCUCAGUGUCCAAAAACUUUUUGGGGCCAGUUUGUAUAUAUAUAUAUAUAUUACCAAUUACAGUACAUUAUGCAUACAUACAAUAUCAUAAAGAAAUGCAGUGAUAUAUGCAGACACAAACACACACACACACACACACACACACACACAUACAGGCCAGCCCAGGGCAAUCAUUGUUGUAAUGAAAACUUUUGCCUUACUGACUCAUAAAAAGAAAUGUAUCUCGCAUCAUCUUGAUGAAUGUACAAAGCUUUUCUAAUAAGAGAUUAAUGCAGUUUUAUUUUAUUUGACAUGCUAUUGAGAAGAUAAGGCAUGUUUUAUCUUGCUGUCUUUACCUCAAUAGGCUGCUGUAGUGUUUCACAGUGAAGGCCAAAUGAUCACCACAGGAAGAGCCCUGUGUCAUCUUGAACCAAAAAUCAACCCUAUACAUCUGUUGCUUGUAUUAGUUGCAGGAAUCAAUCACAUAAUCUCUCCUCUAAAACUAAUCUUGUUUAGGCAAUAAUUGUCUAGCAAUCAUUCCCUCGAUCAGGUUCGUUGAAUUGGGCAAUAGUUUCUGCUAGUGUGACUGAAAAAUGAUCAUUAACAUGUGUUGACCCUUAAAUGAAUAGUUCACCCAAAAAAGAAAAUUGUCAACUUUGUGUUGCUCCAAACCCAUUUCACUUCCUAACUUUCAAGGACAGAAUUUCUUUCCAUAAAAUGAAAUUGUGGCUGUUUUGCAACAAAAAGACAGGAAAAAAGCACAAUAAAAGUUGUCCAUACGCUAACACGAUAGUCCUAAUAAAGUGCCCGACAGGGUCUUCUGCUGUUGUUGCCCAUCUGCUUCAGGGUUUGACGUGUUGUGCAUUCUGAGAUGCCAUUCUGCUCACAACAAGGCUUUUCCGUCCACAGAACUGCCGCUCACUGGAUGCUUUUGCACCAUUCUGAAUAAACUCUAGAGACUGUUGUGUGUGAAAAUCACAGGAGAUCAUCAGUUACAGAAAUACUCAAACCAGCCCAUCUGCCACCAACAAUCAGACCACCAACCAAAUCACUGAGAUCACAUUUCUUCACCAUUCUGAUGGUUGAUGUGAACAUGCUAACUGAAGCUACUGACCUGUAUAUUCAUGAUUUUUUGCACUGUGCUGCCGCUGCACGAUUGGCUGAUUAUAUCCUUGCAUAUGUAGGUGUACUUAAUAAAGUGCUCAGUGAGUGCAUAUUUCAAUUCUUUUAAAGCCAAAUGAUAGCUUUGUGUGAGGAAAAGACCCAAAUUGAAUUAGUUAUUCGCUGAAAAUCGUAUUUGUGUUUACGUGCAUUCAAAUAUGACACCUCAGGACAUGCUGCACCAGGUUUGGAAUGACAUGAGUAUGUAAAUUAUGACAAUUUUAGUUUUGGGGUAAAUUAUUCCUUUAAAGACAACAAACCUUGUAUAAUUUGACUAGGAAAGUAUUGGGCCAUAAAUGGAUUGUUUUAUCUAACUUAAAGGCCAAGUGGUUCAAAUGUUCAGUCAAACGUGAGCCGUAAUAUGUCGGUAGUGGUCCAAUACCUGCAGUCAGGAAUGUUACACGCCAGUCAAGGAAAUGUUUUCUUAUGUUAUGAAUAAGGUGCUGCUUAUAAAUGUGCUAUACAUGUAAAGAGGGAAUUUAGAAUUGUCUAACAUGGAACAAUUGAAGGUCAUUGAGUGAUGUCAUUUUUGUAAAGACAUUUUCCACUCUUACUUUGCCUAAAUGUCAUAAUGUUUUUUGAUCAACAAUUGAUCAUGUGAAAUGGAUCUCAUCAGCCUGACUGCAUUUGUUAAAAACUCAACUAUCCCUAUUCAGAUUAGAAAGACUCUUUAAAGAACAGCUUCCUUUGUAUUCCUUUGUAUUACUAGUGCUGUUAUUUAUUUCCUUUCCAAACAUAUUCUGUUGGGGUUUUUUCUUCUUUCUCAGGUUGAUCCGGAGAGAUCAUGAAUUUGAUCUGAACCUCAUUUAAAUGCGUGUUGUUUCUCUUUUGGGCUUUUACUGUUUUGUUACGAUAACUGUAUAUUUCGUUGAAUGAAAGUAACUGAUGUAGAGUUCCUGUUCUUAUAUCUUUUAGUAAUGUUACUCUUCAUCUGCUCUCCACACAGUAUUGACAUUCACAUGGGUUAUUGGUUAUUGUUCAUAUUUUGUUAUGUUGCAUUCAGCCAAAUGUUUCUAUUCUUGUUCAUUUGGAUACCAUUGUUCACUCCACUUAUUUUUAAUGCUACUUUUUAU
Molecule: messenger RNA, 3991 nt
Organism: Xyrauchen texanus (razorback sucker)
Lineage: Eukaryota; Metazoa; Chordata; Actinopteri; Cypriniformes; Catostomidae
Product: solute carrier family 66 member 2-like
Exons: 6
Coding region: 167-979 (270 amino acids)
Biological process (GO): phospholipid translocation; retrograde transport, endosome to Golgi
Cellular component (GO): endosome; trans-Golgi network
Source: RefSeq, a predicted model, not a curated record